Messenger RNA from Chroicocephalus ridibundus (black-headed gull), 3810 nucleotides. RefSeq names its product kelch like family member 7 (gene KLHL7). The record is from RefSeq and is a predicted model, not a curated record. NCBI's taxonomy places the organism in Eukaryota, Metazoa, Chordata, Aves, Charadriiformes, Laridae. Gene Ontology annotation, biological process: protein ubiquitination. Bases 179 to 1939 code for a protein of 586 amino acids. The transcript has 12 exons. Gene Ontology annotation, cellular component: Cul3-RING ubiquitin ligase complex. Gene Ontology annotation, molecular function: protein binding.
GGGGGGCCGCGCCGGCCGAUGGCGUCAGCGCGCCCGGCCCCGCCUCCCGAGGCCGCUUCCGCCGCGGCCAGUGCGGCUCCGGUGUCGGCGGCGCGGCGGGGGCGAGCCCUCUCUGCUUGCCCGGGGCCGGGCGUCGCGUGUGUCCCGGCGGGGGUGGCGGGCCCGCCGGUGAGGGAGCAUGGCCGCCCCCGGGUCGGAGAAGAGCGGCAAGAAGAAGACGGAGAAGAAGCUGGCCGCCCGCGAGGAGGCGAAGCUGCUGGCGAGCUUCAUGGGGGUGAUGAACGCCAUGCGCAAGCAGAAAACUCUAUGUGAUGUCAUUCUUCUGGUUCAAGAAAGAAAGAUCCCAGCUCACCGUGUUGUUCUUGCUUCAGCCAGUCACUUUUUUAACUUGAUGUUUACUACAAAUAUGCUUGAAUCGAAGUCCUUUGAAGUGGAGCUAAAAGAUGCAGAACCUGACAUUAUUGAACAGCUUGUGGAGUUUGCUUAUACUGCAAGAAUCUCAGUUAACAGCAAUAACGUCCAGUCUUUAUUAGAUGCAGCAAACCAAUAUCAGAUUGAACCUGUGAAAAAAAUGUGUGUGGAUUUUUUAAAAGAGCAAGUCGAUGCUUCCAAUUGUCUUGGUAUAAGUGUGUUAGCAGAAUGCCUAGACUGUCCAGAACUGAAAGCCACUGCAGAUGAUUUUAUCCAUCAGCAUUUCACUGAAGUUUACAAGACAGAUGAGUUUCUUCAGCUUGAUGUUAAGCGUGUGACACACCUCUUGAACCAAGAUACGUUGACUGUGAGGGCAGAAGACCAGGUUUAUGAUGCAGCAGUCAGAUGGCUGAAGUAUGAUGAGCCAAAUCGCCAGCCAUACAUGGUUGACAUUCUUGCUAAAGUCCGAUUUCCUCUUAUAUCAAAGAACUUCUUAAGUAAAACAGUUCAGGCUGAACCACUUAUUCAGGAUAACCCAGAAUGCCUUAAAAUGGUGAUCAGUGGGAUGCGAUACCAUCUACUUUCCCCAGAAGACAGAGAAGAGUUAGUGGAAGGUACGCGACCAAGAAGAAAAAAACAUGAUUAUCGCAUUGCUUUGUUUGGAGGCUCACAGCCCCAGUCCUGCAGAUAUUUUAAUCCAAAGGAUUACAGCUGGACAGACAUCCGAUGUCCCUUUGAAAAGCGCAGGGAUGCAGCUUGUGUCUUCUGGGACAACGUAGUUUAUAUUUUGGGUGGUUCCCAGCUCUUCCCUAUAAAGCGAAUGGACUGCUACAAUGUGGUGAAGGAUAGCUGGUAUUCCAAGCUAGGACCUCCAACACCUCGAGAUAGCCUUGCAGCCUGUGCUGCUGAGGGCAAAAUUUAUACAUCUGGUGGUUCAGAAGUGGGAAAUUCUGCACUAUAUUUAUUUGAAUGCUAUGACACAAGAACAGAAAGCUGGCACACAAAGCCCAGCAUGCUGACUCAGCGAUGCAGCCAUGGAAUGGUAGAGGCGAAUGGUCUCAUUUAUGUAUGUGGAGGAAGUUUGGGAAACAAUGUUUCUGGAAGAGUCCUAAAUUCCUGUGAAGUUUAUGAUCCAGCUACUGAAACAUGGACGGAGCUGUGUCCAAUGAUUGAAGCCAGGAAGAAUCACGGGCUGGUGUUUGUAAAGGACAAAAUAUUUGCUGUGGGUGGACAAAAUGGCUUAGGUGGCCUUGAUAAUGUAGAAUAUUACGAUAUCAAGAUGAAUGAAUGGAAGAUGGUGUCUCCAAUGCCAUGGAAAGGUGUAACAGUGAAGUGUGCUGCCGUGGGAUCUGUAGUCUAUGUCCUGGCUGGUUUUCAGGGUGUUGGUCGAUUGGGGCACAUUCUUGAAUAUAAUACUGAAACAGACAAGUGGAUAGCCAACUCUAAAGUCCGUGCUUUCCCAGUGACAAGUUGUUUAAUCUGUGUUGUAGACACUUGUGGGGCAAAUGAAGAAACUUUAGAGACCUGAAGACCUGUAGGAGACGUUGAGACAUUCUUCAAGGACUUGGGGAAAGAUGGCUAUUGGUGCUUUGCUUCCAUGUUUUAUUGAAUCUUGUUAAACUGAGUAACAGGAAAAACUGAGAUGCGGUCUUUCAAUUUGUAUAUACAGCACAUUGUAUAACAUGGAUUUCGUCAUGCCCAUUUUCUUGUCUGUUUUAAGAGAUGGGGAUGUGUUUUGAGAAUCCACUUACCUAGCUGAAAUCAUAUGGCAUCUUCCUUUAAAAGGACUCUGUGUGUGGCCUUGUCAAAAAUAGACCAAAUCCAAUUACUUAAAAGAACUCAAAGCAUUUGAUGAAGAUAAGAUUUAUGAUUGUCAUGGUUUAACCCCAGCCAGCAACUAGGACCAUGCACCCCCACUCUGAGUAGGGUAGGGAGAAGAGGGAGAAAAAGGAAAAAAAUCCACUUGUGGGCUGAAAUAAAGACAGUUUAAUAGAACAGUAACGGAAAAGUAAAUAAUAGUGAUAAGAGAAUAUACAAAAUAAGUGCUGCAAUACAAUUGCUCACCACCCAAUGAUCAAUUGCCCAGCCUGUCCCAAGCAGCAGUUGUGGAUUUCUGCCCCCCGGUCAACCCCUAUUUAUAUAUUGAGCAUGAUGUGUGGACUGUUCCUUUGUCCAGCUUGUCCUGUCUAUGCUCCCUCUCAGCUUCUGUGGGAAGCUGAAAAAGUCCUUGACUUAAUAUAAGCAUUAUUUAACACAUAUUGGUUUAGUUGUGGCUAUCAACAUUAUUCUCAUACUAAAUCCAAAACACAGCAGCUACUAGGAAGAAAAUUAACUCUGUCCAAGCUGAAAUCAGGACACUGGUUAAAUGACACUUUACUGAGCUCAGUUGUAGAGAUUCUUCAUUUAAUAAAGGUGAGUAAAUGCAGCUUGGGUCAUGAGAAAUAUGGGCAAAAAUCUUUCUCAUUUAUACCUACUUGCAGAAAUCUUACUAGAACACAAUGAAGAUUUUUCCUCAGGAAAAGACCAAGGACAGCAGUAUAAUAAAGAUUCCCAUGGUAAAUGGGGAUAGGCUAUACAGCUCUCUAGAUUAUGAUAGCUACCCUCUUCCAGUGACUUUCUUCCAUCAUUUGCAUGACUGCGUAUCAAUUUUUAAAGUUAGACAGGCCAUAAUACUUUGCUAAUGACAUCUUUGGCAUUUUGGGGAGCUUUCACAGACAGACCUUUUUUUUAUUUUAUUAUACUGAGGUAGGGGGAUGGUGGGGGUUGUUAACAAUAAUUGUGCACUAUAAUUAGCAAGUUGGAAAUUUGGGAUUAAUUUUCAAUGUAUCUUCCCAGGCAUCAUACUGUACAUACUGUGGAUGCCAAACCAUUAGCAAAGAUGGGAAUAGGACUGGGAAAGCAAAGUCAAUACAACAAAUGUAUUGAUUUUAUUCUUGAAAAUGACUGUUUUUAAAAUGGCAUGAACCAAGUCAUUAAAGAUACUUUCUAGAAGUCCUCUAAAGUUGCACAUGGUUAUUAAUCUCUGGUUUAUAAGCAUAUAGUUCUGUAAAUGUUUCCAGCCAACAUGAUAGUGAAUUUAUUCCAGCGUGGAAGUUCAGCUUGUCAAGCUAUUGGUGUCAAUAGCAUGUACAUCUUCCAGCUUCUGGAAGACUAUACAAACGAUGUAUGUAUGUCUGUCCUGCUCCCAUGUUAGUUCAUUAAUAUCUUAAUUUGACACCUCUCUUCUAACUUGCUAAUUUUUUCAGAUCUGUUUCUAUGAGACUAUCGAGUUAACUUAAAAAGUUGGUGCUUGCCUACCUGUACCUUGUGCAUUGCUGGUGGUGUGGAUUUUUAGUCUGUUUUAUAUGUGAAGAUCCUCCAAGUUCUCCUAAGUAGUAUAAAUUCCAGUUUUCAAAGUCA